AUGGUGGAAAUUACAGGAACACAGAAAUUGUCACCCGAGUGUAUGAGAAACGGCUUACAAAUGAUCGACGGUCUCAAGAAUCUUAAAACUUGGGCUUUUAGAAUUCUGGAUGCAAGCGCUAAAAGUCCGGAUGGCCUAUUAAUCGGCUCAACAACAUUUUUAGGGAAUUACGACGAAUGCCUUGGAACUAUAGCACGCAGCAGUCGCUCUAGAGAUUACGGGAAAAUAUUGUUUACAGGAAAAUACUGCCUUUUGGAAAUAAAGCCCGAAUUACCACCCAAGAGAAGAACGUAUCGAAUGUACGAUAGAAUAGAGGAAUUUGAAAACGUAUCAAGUUCCGAAACGAUCAUUGAUGAAAUUGCUUCCCGAUUGCACACAUUUUACUCCUAUGUCCUGAAUCUUGGAGUAUGCGUCCCUUCUGGUUGUAAAAAAGAAGACCUUGAGAUUUUAAUGAAUUCAGUUUUAAAGGAUCUACAUUUAGAUGCGAGUGUAUACAGCUGUGAAGUGAAGGAAAAUAUAAAUUUCUCUAAACACAAAUUUUUAUCACGUAAAUCUCUGUAUGCUUUUAUUGGGAUGCUUGUUAUCAUUGCAUCAUUUGUAGAUGCUUGGCUUCAACAUAAAGGUGUAACAACAGAAAGUAAUGCACUUCGAGUUUUGUUGGCAUUUUCAGUAUUAAAAAAUUUCUCCAGACUCUUCUCCACUGAAAAGCUAAGUGACAGAUUAACAUGCUUGAACGGAAUACGUGUUCUUACCCUGCUUUCGAUAAUUUAUGGACACAGUUAUUAUUUCCUUCACAUGGAUAUUUUCAUGAGUAAAAUGCAACUUUAUGAUAUUAUGGCCAAGGAUUUCUUAUUUCAAAUAAUACUCAAUAUGCUGCAGGCUGUUGAUCCUUUCUUCUUCCUCAGUGGUUUCCUACUCUGCUAUUGGGUGACAAUUAGUGUUCGAGAUAAGAAGAAACCGUUUAAUAUACCAUAUUUAAUUAUUCGCAGACUCUUCAGGUUAUUGCCGGCUUAUUAUUUUGUCUUCACUUUUGCAUUUCUAAUGAGAGACUUAGGUUCUGGACCUUUCUACCACAAGACACUGGACAGGCAUAUGGGAGGUUGUGAUAAAUAUUGGUGGACAAACCUUUUGUUUAUAAACAACUUUUACAAAUACGAUAAUUUGUGCAUGGUGCACACCUGGUACAUUGCUUGCGAUUUCCAACUGUUCAUUUUCUCGUUAUUUCUUCUUCUUGUACUUUUCAAGUGGCCAAAAGUAGGAAUAUCACUUAGCUUUACCGUAAUAUUUGCAGCCAUGAUUUACGACGGACUUUUUAGUUACGUAUAUAACAUGCCCAAUUUCUCCCUGGCUACUCAUCCCGAUCCUGAAGAACAUAAAGAACUUCAGCAUAAUAUAUAUCUGCCCAUAUCGCAUGCAGCCCCUUAUUUCACUGGAAUACUCAUUGGCUAUUUAUUAGCUACGAAACCGGAUCUAAAGAUUUCUAAGUGCUUUCAAAUUCUGGGAUGGCUGAUGGCAAUUAUGUUGACUUCAUGUGUGGUAUUCGGACCUCGGAAAUGGCAAAGCGGAAUUGAACCAACAACUGUAGAAGUCGUUGCGUAUAGUGCUACUUAUAAACUUGCUUUUGUCUUGGGAGUAGCCUGGACUGUAGUUUGUUGUUUUGCUGGACAAGGAGGCUUCAUCAAUUAUUUGUUAUCUUUGAAAAUAUGGACACCCUUAGCUCGUCUUACUUUUCUCAAAUAUCUUAUUCAUCCAAAUCUUCAGCUUAUAUACUCUGGAUGGACAAAGACAGCCUUCUCGUUUGAUUAUUACGUAUGGAUGGCGUUUGGUCAUUUAUGUAUCAGCUUUCUCCUUGCUGUUAUCGUUAAUAUGAUGGUUGAAUCACCUUUUAUGGCUCUACAGAAGAUGGCGCUAGGCUCAUUUGAGGGUAUCUCAAAGUCUUCAGCAAAGGACAUAAACGUGAACAAGGACAUCGAUUUAAACAGUUAUAAAGAGAAAAUGCCUGUUAAUGGAAACAUUGUACUUUCUAUAAAUGCUUCUGAAUGUACUGAUAUUGAUAAAAAAAGUCAUCAUAACUAAAUGUUAAAACUGGAAUGCAUUUAGUACACUUAACAAAUGUGUUGCGUCUUUUAUGGCAUUUGUUUCUUUGCAAUCGGACAGUUUUAAGGAAACAGAACUUUCUUGUUUAUAAUAAGAAUGAUUGUUCAUAAAGGCGACAACUUUAUCAACAUUAUAAAGUUGUCGCCUUAUUUUUUAUAAUUUUAAUUUGAAAUGAAUUUAUUCAAAUAUGUGAAUUUAAAAAUUUUAGAAUUUGAUAAAAAAUUUAUCAGAUAAAGGUAGACAGAAAAGGAAGGCUAUCUGAUAGCGAUCCCCAAGUUUUCUUUUCUUGAAG
Molecule: messenger RNA, 2389 nt
Organism: Stegodyphus dumicola
Lineage: Eukaryota; Metazoa; Arthropoda; Arachnida; Araneae; Eresidae
Product: nose resistant to fluoxetine protein 6-like
Molecular function (GO): acyltransferase activity, transferring groups other than amino-acyl groups
Source: RefSeq, a predicted model, not a curated record